UCUAUACUGGCUCCUUCUGACGACUGCUGUCGGUUCACUUUGCAUUCCCGCAUCGACACACUUUUGGUAAAAUCGCUCAUUGGUAUUUCUCUUUGGCUACUCACUUCUCGUCGGCAUCACCCGGUCAUUUACCACUGCUCCUCCCAAUGGCCGAGUCCUACUCGACAGACCCUGAAUGGGCCGAUAUCCAACCCAUCGAACUGGAUGAUGGCGCGGACUCUGGAUCUAUGCCGCUGGCGACGAUCGCCUACCCAUCUGAGUACCUCGAGGCUACCUCGUAUCUGCGCGCCGUGAUGGCCGCCAACGAGAUGUCCGAGCGGGCGCUCAAGCUAACGGAAGAUAUCAUCUCCAUGAACCCAGCCCAUUAUACCGUAUGGAUCUACCGGGCCAAAAUUGUCUUUGCUCUUGAAAAGGAUCUCAUCGAGGAGCUCGAAUGGCUGAAUCGGAUAUCCCUGAAGUUUCUCAAAAAUUACCAGAUCUGGCAACACCGUCAGGUCUUAAUGGCAUCCAAGACCCAUUUCCCAACUCUGCCGCCCAAGGAGCUAGACUUCCUGAUGGACAUGUUCGCCCAGGAUUCCAAGAACUACCACGUCUGGACCUACCGCCACUGGCUCGUCCGCCGGUUCCAGCUCUGGGACACACCGCGGGAAACCCAAGACGUGGAGAGUCUGCUGACGUCCGACGUGCGUAACAACUCCGCGUGGAACCACCGAUUCAUGCUGCGAUUCGGCCCGCGCGCCGACGAGCACGACGCCGGCAUGCCUAAUAGCAACGGGACUCCCGCCGAGAAGGGCAAGCUGGCCGUCGUCGAUGAGGACCUUGUCGAUGCGGAGCUGGAAUACGCCAAGUCGAAGAUCCUGCUUGCCCCGGAGAACCGCAGUCCGUGGUCCUAUGCGCGCGGGGUCCUCCGGGCCUCGGGCCGUCCGCUGUCCGAGUGGAAGGACUUCGCGCAGAGGCUCGUCACGGAUAAAGUGGAGGAUGGGCAGCUGGUGGACGUGGAGGUUAAAAGUAGUCAUGCGCUUGAGUGGCUGGCGGAUGUGUAUGCGGAGGACGGCGAGCCGUCGACGGAAGCCGUGCGGAUGCUUACGCUGCUGAAGGAGAAGUACGAUCCCAUUCGGAAAAACUACUGGGACUAUCGGAUCAAGACGAUUACAGCUCCUGCGGCGGUGGCGGCUUGAAAGUUGUACGUAAGUACUCUUAGUGGACAACAGACAACCUUGGCACCCUUUGGGAAUAAUCACUUUCAUAACG
This is a messenger RNA of Aspergillus steynii IBT 23096, 1251 nucleotides long. It is a transcript of the gene ramB, whose product is annotated as bifunctional protein farnesyltransferase/protein geranylgeranyltransferase. Gene Ontology annotation, cellular component: CAAX-protein geranylgeranyltransferase complex; protein farnesyltransferase complex; cytoplasm. The record is from RefSeq and is a predicted model, not a curated record. Gene Ontology annotation, biological process: protein farnesylation; protein geranylgeranylation. Gene Ontology annotation, molecular function: CAAX-protein geranylgeranyltransferase activity; protein farnesyltransferase activity. Bases 147 to 1178 code for a protein of 343 amino acids. Lineage: Eukaryota; Fungi; Ascomycota; Eurotiomycetes; Eurotiales; Aspergillaceae. The transcript is spliced from 3 exons.